Oryctolagus cuniculus (rabbit) is the source of this 7241-nucleotide messenger RNA. The record is from RefSeq and is a predicted model, not a curated record. NCBI's taxonomy places the organism in Eukaryota, Metazoa, Chordata, Mammalia, Lagomorpha, Leporidae.
UACCUCACCUCCCUACACGAAAACUGCAGCAUCCAAACGUAGAUUUUAAUACCUACUGGGUGACUGGCAGAGACAAAAGUGCUUCUAGACUGUGCAUGGAGGGAGCGUUCUGUGUAGUGGUCUUGGAGAAUUGCCCAGAAGAGUUAACAUUUAAUCCAGGUGGAAAGUGAGAAAUGGCUGUUGGACCGGACAGUUAAGACACUGCUGGGGCCAUCUGCAUCCCAUAUAGGAGUGCCUGGGUUUAAGUCCCGACUCUACUUCUGAUUCCAGCUUCCUGCCAAAGUGCACCUUUGGAGGCCACAGGUUCAAGUAAUGGGCUCCUGCCACCCACAUGGGAGACUGGAUUGAACUCCCAGCUCCUGGUUUCAGCCUGGCCUAGCCCUGGCCGCUGCCGGCAUUUGGAGAGUGAACUAGUAGAUGGAAAAUAGUAUCUAUUUUUUCUCUCUCUCUCUUGUUCUCUUCCUCUCUCUCUCUCUCUCAAAUAAAUAAAAUACAUAAACCAUAAAAAUGUUUUUAGAAGUCCAGGUCAGCUGAUCCCACCCUCUGGUAGAGACUGUGCGCAGCAGAUGCUGGGGCUGCUGCCAAGGACCCAUGACAGAGCCAUGCUGGGCAGGUGCACCGGGCCCCCUCCACAACUCGGUGCCAUCCAGGGAGCAUGGGCUUUAUGCUGAAGGCUCCUUGGCAGGAAGCCAGCAGGCUGUAGAGGGGUGAAGAUGAGGGGAAGGGACCCCUUGUCCUCCCCAGGAGAAGGAGACUGGGCCCUGGCCCAGAGCUCCCUCCAGGCUUCACUCUUCACCUCUUGUUUCCCAAUCCAGUCCACACAAUCUGCUAGUAUUUAAAACAGACUUCAACGGGACAGAGCCCCCAACAGCCCGGUGCCGGCUGCGUUUCCUCCGGGGUGGAGGGGCCGCCUUCAUGGUAAUGAUCUGGGUCCUGAAACAGUUCCAAGAGGCAGCAGGACAUUGAAACAAGUGGUAUUUCCUCUUUUUAUGAUGGUUUCAUUUUACAUGUUUAUUGGUUCUCCACUGAUUGCUCCCGGGCUCUCUGACGGGAUGUGAGAUGCGCUGACAUUUAUAGAAAUCAAUACAUUAAUAAAUCACGAAGUUCAUAAUGUCUGAUUUGCUUCUAAAUGAGACAGAACUAUUAUCACCAUAAAGUUGCACAUAAAAUAUGCCCAAUUGUGAUGUAUUGUGUAGUCUAAUCAAAGGCAUUUGAGUGAAUAACCUUUCCCCCAAAGAAGGAAACAAUCAAAGCUGAAUAACUUCAUUAAUAAUUCAAGGUGUGUCUGCCAAGGCUUCAUUUAUUAAGUGCAUAGUUAGCAGGCUUCGGAGCCAAGUUCUGGAGAGGACGGCACCUUAGCACCUUGUCCCACCUCGGGCAAGCGGACACAGUUCUCAGGUGGGCUGACCACCCAUCUUGCACUUGGCAGCGCGUGUUCCAAGUGAGGGCAACGUCCAGCUGCCUUCACCAGCUAGGGAAUGGACCAAAACAAUAUUCCCAUUCUCCGUCUGGAUUACCAAGGGCAGAGGACACGGAGCCGUGGAACAACUCUAGGAGGAAUGAGGCAGGAAACGUUCUGUCUUGGCUUCUGGUGUUUCCACCCGCAGACAGCCCGCCCUGUUCCAUGCAAGGCACUCUCCAAACUGAGGUGGCAAUGCUCUUUCAUGCAAUGCCCAGGAUCUGCUUGUGGCUAUCACAGCAGAAAGUCUUCCUAUACAGGAAGCAGCACAUUUAAUUAACCAGAUCCAGCAGAAAAGGCUUGUGACCUAGACAAUCUGAAAGGCACAUCUGCUGGGUUUCUACUGUUGAGAAUGACCCCGACAGUCAGAGUCAGAGCACACAGGAAGAUGGCAGUAGCAUUGUUGAGCACCUACUGAAUGCACAGAGCACUUUGCGUAUAUUAUCUCUGAUAGAUUUACGGCCCAAGAAGUGUAUGCCUACAGCUUGAAUUAGUCUCAUAACCAUAUACCUCCUAGGGACAGAGAAAUGAUGAGAUCAAUUUUAAAACUAUUACCGCGCUCUCUGAGCUCACCAAGACAGGCACUUAAUUCAAGGGCGCAUUAAUACUGAAUCCAGCAAAAACUCACUUGGCCAACUUCCAUUCCUUCCUGUUUGUGACUGUGUGAUAUGAUAAAUGGAGGUUUGUGUUCACACUAACAACAAAGAAAGGGUUUAUUAGCUUGGAUUACAGGGGCUAAUCCUACCCAGUGAAAGUGCUUUCUGGGCCUCUAGCACACUAAUUGGGAGAGUUAACCACAUGCCAGCUAUUCCAAAACAGCAGUGACAGUACCACAGAGCAGAGUCAUACCAGGGGAUUGUCCUGCCUGAAACAUAAUCACGUCACUUCACCUGUUGGCACCGUCAGCUUGAACUUGGAGAAUGGCAUCCCUCGAGAGCCAGUCGUCACAUAUUUGUUAUCGCACCCUCUCCACGGCGGGGGAAAAACCCUACUUCUCCACUGGAAACCAUCACUUAGCAAGGUGUCCAAUCACCUUCCUAGCAGUGAACUACUCAUCGGUAAGCAGCAGCCUGGAAUGUGGCCCUUCUCACCUAGAUCCAGGGACUAGAAAAUUCCAUGCUAACCUCAGAUAAACCCUACUCAGGUGGCAAUUUCACUUUUCCCUUAAGCAAUUCCUUCCUCUCUCUCUCUCUGCAGCUUCACUUUCCGAUCUUCCAUCUGAAAGUGUCCUUCCUCCUUGGAAGCUCAUUUCAGGACCUGUUGAGAGGGAUCACAAAAUCCCAUUCACCUGGUCCUCCUAGUUCCUGCAGGAUGUUCUGUGCCCACAGGCCCUCUCUUCCCAGCACGGGUCCAAGGUUAACUGCUGUCUCCUUGUGCUGGCGCUUCUGGGUGAUGUCCUGCUGAGUGCAAAGGAGAAACGGUGGGAGGUUUCUCUACUGCGGGCUUCCUUGGACUAAUUGUGUUGGACUACCCAAGAGCUGCAGAGAUCACUGGAGUUCCCGACAUAAAUCAAACACUUUCACCCCUGGGGGACUUUUGCCAGGCAAAACGGUCCACUCUAAAUAGUAUCCAAAGAUUUCUUCCAAUGCCGGAAAUGCUGCCGGGACCUGACAGCUCUACCUGGCAGCCUGGCCAGGGGCUCAGCCGGGCUAGGAGGCUGCUCAGGAGGCCAGGGCACAGGAGAGUCCCUAAACUGUGUGUUCUGCAUCUUGUCCUGAAACUCCUCUUAGAGCUCCUUCUUGCCCCAACCAGGAAUCCAGAUAACGCUUUUCCCAGCCAUUUCUUUGCUUUCCCAAUCUUGGUGAAAAACACACGAAUGUAACACUGUCACACAGUAAACAAAAUUGACUUACAUCACAAUCAGAGUAGUGAUGUGGUGGGCUUGUAAUAGUUGUGUUACCUUUCUGACAGCUGAUUUCCAACACCACGCCCUCCUGAGAAGCUGCCCAAAGGACAUUUGACACAUGACUGCUUAGACGCUGAUCUAAAAACCACCCCAGUUGAGAGAGACAGAGCAGUGAACUGAAACACAUUGUAUAUUGAGCCUUGAAAAUCUUCCAUCUAAUGAAAUAGCAGCACUCAAAAGAUUUUUUUUUUUUUUUGGGUAGGACUCUGCUUUUUUCAGAGCAUUUUCAGUUCUAAGGUGUAAAUGAAAGAAAUGUAUGAAUUCAAUUUUGCUUAAAAGGGGCAGCAGGGGUUUCAAGAUUAAGAGAACAGAUGCUUGAAGCAAAACAUGAUUUGAGUUUUAUUGAACCAAGAAGACUGAAAAAAUAUCUGGAACACUCAGAAAAUCUUUAUCAAGGCUCAGCUCAGCACUCCCGGGACUCAUGGUUAAGUACAUAACAUUCAGAGUGGAUGAGUUGUGUGCACUGUGUGUGUCUAAGUGGGUUUAAGACUCACCCUACACCUCCGCUCCAGGGAUCUUAAGCUUGAAGGCUUCAGCAUCUAAUGAGACAUUUUUCCCCCUCGGCUCCAGGAAGCAUCAUCAAGGAUCUUCACGCCGGAUUACAAUGGGGGAAGUUGUCAGUCAGUACUAAAUUCAUCCACAGCAAACCAAUCUACCAUGUUUAAAGGGACAGCAAAGAUUACAUUUUCAAAAGUCAACAUGCCGUCAUGAAUAUGGUCUCUAAUGGAACUAACGCAGUUUAGGCAACAUUGACGAUGAGCCACUGGAAAUCCAAGAAAAAACUAUUUCAAGAGAUAGCACAACAUUCUGUGCUUGUCAUGCAUCCUGCCAUGCAAAUUAUCUGCACUCAAAUAUGUCGUGCUCAUUUAAAUUCCCCUCUGGGCACAGUUUUCAUAACACCCCACAAGUUUUGGUAUGUUGUAUUUUCAUUAUGCUUCAGUUCAAGAUGCUUUCUAAUUUCCAAGAAAUUGCUUUUUUGAUGCAUGGGUUACAUAGAAAUUGGAACUGUGUUGCUUGAUUUCCAAACAUUUCAAAAUUUUCUGGUUUUCUUUUUGCUGUUGUUAUCUUGCUUAAUUCUACUCUGGACAGAACUAUUCUGGUUGACUUUGAUUCUUUGAGCUUUGUUAAAGUUGCCUUUAUGGUUUAGGAUUUGGUAAAUGUCUCUGUGCACAACGUAUAGUAUUCUAUGAUUAUUGAGUACCAAACUCUCUGUGAGUUUGCAUCCAAGUCCAAGUUUGUUUGUUGUGUUUCUAAGAUCUCCUAUACCCUUGUUGAUUUUUUUUCUGCUUGUUUUAUCAAUAACUAAGAGAGGUGCUUUUAAAUCUCCAAUGAUUAUUGUGAACUUAUUUCCUCUCUUUAGUUCUGCCAGUCUUCGCUUUAGCUGUAUUUUAAGCUAUAUUAUCAGUGCAUACUAAUUUAGAAUUGCUCCCCCUUCCUAGUGGGUAGACUCCUGUGCUAUGAAAACUUCCUGUUUAGCAAAGCUUCUUGACCUUUAAUUCCUGCUUUGUGGGAUAUGAAGAUAGCCUUGUCACCUUUUCUUGAUUUGUGCUUGCAUGGUAUGUCCUUGUCUUCUAUUUUGCUUCUACCCUUCCUGUGGCCUUAUGCUUGCACGCAGCAGUUAGUUACGGUUUGUGUGGGGAGCAAACCGGACUAGACUGAGUUACUGGAAUUAAGACUUAUUCUAUGCAUCUGCUCUCCCACAAUAUGGCGCUGGGAGAGAAGUAAACAGCUUCCGCACAGCUGCCUCCAGUUCAGCUAAUAAACUGUAGGACUUGCUCCUGAUUGGAGGAGAGCAGCGUACUCGGCGUGUGGGCAGCCGAGUUGGGAUUGGCGGAGGAGGACUAUAAAGGAGGAGAGAGACGGCAUGCACCGGGAACAUCUAUGGGGAACAUCUAUGGGGAACAUCUAGCUGAAGGAACACCCGUGCAGCCCCCCCGAGAAAGCCGGCCGGCGGUGUGCCGCUCCCCUGCGGAAGUGGGGAAUGUGGCCAGGGGGAACUGCCCUUCCACGGAGGUGGAAGGGAUAGUAGCCAACCCGGGAAGAACCAGCAGCAAACCCGGGGAGGGCCGAGCAGACAAAAGAACAGCGCAGGGUCCAGUGUUGCUCCUCCACGAAGAGGGGGAGCGACAGUUUGCUUUCCCUCUGAUGGUUUUUAUCUUACAGUAAAGAUUUUCUAUUUGCGUAUUUCAGCAGCUUUACCAUGUGGUUGUGUUUUUUCUGUUUGGGGUUUGUGGUGCUUUUGAAUAUGUGGCUUGAUAUAUUUCACCCAUAUUUUAAAAUUCUAAUUCAUUAUCUCAUUUUUUUAAGGUUUUCGUUUAUUUAUAUGAGAGGCAGAGUUACAGACAGAGAGGGAGACACAGAAAGAGAGGUCUUCCACCCUCUGCUUCAUUCACAAAAUGACUGCAAUGGCCAGAGCUGGGCCGAUCUGAAGCCAGGAGCCAGGGACUUCUUCCAGGUUCCCCACGCAGAUAAGAUUGAAGAUGAGCUAGAGAUGACCAUGGUCUGCCAUCGGCCUGAGGGACUGGAGCAGCUGGAGGCCCAGACCAACUUCACCAAGAGGGAGCUACAAGUCCUUUACCGAGGCUUCAAAAAUGAGUGCCCCAGCGGUGUCGUCAACGAAGAAACUUUCAAGCAGAUCUACGCUCAGUUUUUCCCCCACGGAGAUGCCAGCACAUACGCCCAUUACCUCUUCAAUGCCUUCGACACCACCCAGACAGGCUCCGUGAAGUUCGAGGACUUUGUAACUGCUCUGUCGAUUUUGCUGAGAGGAACUGUCCAUGAGAAACUCAGGUGGACAUUCAAUUUGUAUGACAUCAAUAAAGACGGAUACAUAAACAAAGAGGAGAUGAUGGACAUUGUCAAAGCCAUCUACGACAUGAUGGGGAAAUACACAUAUCCCGUGCUCAAAGAGGACACUCCCAGGCAGCACGUGGACGUCUUCUUCCAGAAAAUGGACAAAAAUAAAGAUGGCAUCGUGACUUUAGAUGAAUUUCUUGAAUCCUGUCAGGAGGAUGACAACAUCAUGAGGUCUCUCCAGCUGUUCCAAAAUGUCAUGUGACCAGGGACACAGCCACCCAGCUCUCAGAGACACUGGACUAAACAACCACCCAAACACCCCGAUCUUCCCUCUUUCUGAGUUUAUACACCAACUCUUGGGACAACAAGCCCUUUUACACUUUGGAAGAAUUCUCUGCUGAAGACUUUCUACGGAGGCCAGCACCACACGGCCCCGUCUCUGAUCGCCAGCUCUUCCUCCUCCCUCUUGCCGAGAGACACAAGGUGAAGUUCGAGUUUGUUUCCGAAGCAUGCCCACCUCUUCACACUGCUGCCCUCUGGAAAGUCCCUCUGCUUGAGCUUAAAUGCAGCGCACAACUUUCUGCUUCCAGACCCCCCAGCUCACUGCCUCCAAGUCAACAAAUCUGGAAGCAAGAAGACCUUAGCCAAGUGCACACCAUCCUCUGCUGGCCUCCCAAACCAACGUGCCUGUUUCUCUUCCUGUGGUGGGAAGAAUGAGCAUUUUACAGAACAAUUAGAAUCUGCCAUGACCAGAUUGGGAGAGCCAGCCCCUAACACAUGUAGGAUAGGACUGAAUUUAUUAAGCAUAGCAUUGUCUCAUGGCCCAAACUGCCCAACGUCAUUUGUUUCCAGAGGCAAGGACCAAGAAUUCUCUUACACUAGUAUCCGUGCUGGUAGAGCAAGUCCCUGCACAGGCCCUGGAAGGGAGCCAUUGCCCAGUGGCCCAUACAUACCUCCACUCCAUCCCCUGCUCGAGCCCAGCACUGCAUGUCCCUCCCAGAAAGUCCAGAAUGCCUGCAAACUGCUGUGAUUUUAUACCAUGUUCUAAUCAAUAAACGGAACUGUUUCUUACACUGUCAA